ACCACUGCAGCUCCUUCUACAACAACUACAACUUCAGCUCCUACGACAACCACAACAACAGCACCUCCAACAACUGUUGCUCCUACGACCACUGUAACCCCACAACCUACUUCGACAACCAGUGCAGCUCCUACUACAACAACUGCUGUUCUAAUGACCACAGUGACUGCAGCACCUUCUACAACAACUACAACUUCAGUUCCAACGACAACCACAACAACAGCACCUCCAACAACUGUAGCUCCCACGACAACUGCAGCUCCUACAAAAGCUUUAGCAUCUACGACAACCACUGCAGACCUAACAACAACAACUGCUGCUCCUACGACCACUACAGCUCCAGAACCUAUUACGACAACCACUGCAGCUCCUUCUACAACAACUACAACUUCAGCUCCUACGACAACCACAACAACAGCACCUCCAACAACUGCUGCUCCUACGACCACUGUAACCCCACAACCUACUUCGACAACCAGUGCAGCUCCUACUACAACAACUGCUGUGCCAACGACCACAGUGACUGCAGCACCUUCUACAAUAACUACAACUUCAGCUCCUACGACAACCACAACAACAACUGUAGCUCCCACGACAACUGCAGCUCCUACAACAGCUUUAGCAUCUAUGACAACCACUGCAGGCCUCACAACAACAACUGCUGCUCCUACGACCACGAUCACUACAGCUCCAGAACCUAUUACGACAACCACUGCAGCUCCUACUACAACAACUACAACUUCAGCUCCUACGACAACCACAACAACAGCACCUACUACAACACCUGCAGUUCCUACAACUGUAGCUCCCACGACCACUCCACCUGCUGUACUUACUUCAACAAUCACACCUACAGCUCCUGAUACCACAACUGUAACUUCUACGUCAACCACAGCAGCUCUAACUACAACAAUUGCUGCUCCAACGACCACUACAAUUCUAGAACCUAUUACGACAACCACUGCAGCUCCUGCUACAACAACAACAACAACUUCAGCUCCUACGACAACCACAACAACAGCACCUCCAACAACUGUAGCUCCCACGAUAACUGCAGCUCCGACAAUAGCUUUAGCAUCUACGCCAACCACUGCAGCCCUAACAACAACAACUGCUGCUCCUACGACCACUACAGCGCCAGAACCUAUUACGACAACCACUGCAGCUCCUACUACAACAACUACAACUUCAGCUCCUACGACAACCACAACAACAGCACCUCCAACAACUGUAGCUCCCACAACAACUGCAGCUCCAACAACAGCUUUAGCAUCUACGAUAACCACUGCAGCCCCAACAACAACAACUGCUGCUCCUACGACCACUACAGCUCCAGAACCUAUUACGACAACCACUGCAGCUCCUUCUACAACAACUACAACUUCAGCUCCUACGACAACCACAACAACAGCACCUCCAACAGCUGCUGCUCCUACGACCACUGUAACUCCACAACCUAUGACGACAACCAGUACAACUGCAGCUCCUACAACAGCUUUAGCAUCUACGACAACCACUGCAGACCUAACAACAACAACUGCUGCUCCUACGACCACUACAGCUCCAGAACCUAUUACGACAACCACUGCAGCUCCUUCUACAACAACUACAACUUCAGCUCCUACGACAACCACAACAACAGCACCUCCAACAACUGCUGCUCCUACGACCACUGUAACUCCACAACCUACUUCGACAACCAGUGCAGCUCCUACUACAACAACUGCUGUGCCAACGACCACAGUGACUGCAGCACCUUCUACAAUAACUACAACUUCAGCUCCUACGACAACCACAACAACAACUGUAGCUCCCACGACAACUGCAGCUCCUACAACAGCUUUAGCAUCUAUGACAACCACUGCAGGCCUCACAACAACAACUGCUGCUCCUACGACCACGAUCACUACAGCUCCAGAACCUAUUACGACAACCACUGCAGCUCCUACUACAACAACUACAACUUCAGCUCCUACGACAACCACAUCAACUGUAGCUCCCACGACAACUGCAGCUCCUACAACAGCUUUAGCAUCUACGACAACCACUGCAGCCCUAACAACUGCAGCUCCUACGACCACUGUAACUCCACAACCUACUACGACAACCAGUGCAGCUCCUACUACAACAACUGCUGUUCUAAUGACCACAGUGACUGCAGCACCUUCUACAACAACUACAACUUCAGUUCCAACGACAACCACAACAACAGCACCUCCAACAACUGUAGCUCCCACGACAACUGCAGCUCCUACAAAAGCUUUAGCAUCUACGACAACCACUGCAGACCUAACAACAACAACUGCUGCUCCUACGACCACUACAGCUCCAGAACCUAUUACGACAACCACUGCAGCUCCUUCUACAACAACUACAACUUCAGCUCCUACGACAACCACAACAACAGCACCUCCAACAACUGUUGCUCCUACGACCACUGUAACCCCACAACCUACUUCGACAACCAGUACGCCAACCACUGCAGCCCUAACAACAACAACUGCUGCUCCUACGACCACUACAGCGCCAGAACCUAUUACGACAACCACUGCAGCUCCUACUACAACAACUACAACUUCAGCUCCUACGACAACCACAACAACAGCACCUCCAACAACUGUAGCUCCCACAACAACUGCAGCUCCAACAACAGCUUUAGCAUCUACGAUAACCACUGCAGCCCCAACAACAACAACUGCUUCUCCUACGACCACUACAACUCCAGAACCUAUUACGACAACCACUGCAGCUCCUACUACAACAACUACAACUUCAGCUCCUACGACAACCACAACAACAGCACCUCCAACAACUGUAGCAACAACUACAACUUCAGCUCCUACGACAACCACAAAAACAGCACCUCCAACAACAGUAUCUCCCAUGACAACUGCAGCUCCUACAACAGCUUUAGCAUCUACUUCAACAACUGCAGCCCUAACUACAACAACUGCUGCUCCUACGACCACUACAGCUCCAGAACCUAUUACGACAACCACUGCAGCUCCUGCUACAACAACUACAACAACUACAACUUCAGCUCCUACGACAACCACAACAACAGCACCUCCAGCAACUGCUGCUCCUAUGACCACUGUAACUCCACAACCUACUACGACAACCAGUGCAGCUCCUACUACAACAACUGCUGUUCUAACAACCACAGUGACUGCAGCACCUUCUACAAUAACUACAACUUCAUCUCCCACGACAACCACAACAACACAGCUGCCUCUACGACAACCACAGCAGCUCCAACUACAAUAA
Molecule: messenger RNA, 3267 nt
Organism: Oncorhynchus kisutch (coho salmon)
Lineage: Eukaryota; Metazoa; Chordata; Actinopteri; Salmoniformes; Salmonidae
Product: mucin-2-like
Exons: 6
Source: RefSeq, a predicted model, not a curated record